AUGCAGCGCGCUAGGUUCCGAGCAGGGUCGCAGUAUCCCCUGUGGAGCACCGUUGGCUUCAUCUUCGUUUUAUGCUUUCUGAUCUGGGAACUGGCAGGCGUUCAGGCUGCAGAACGAGGCAAAUACGCCCGCUGUUCGACGCAAAGUUUCUGUGCCUACCACAGACAGCGUCGAGAGCAACAGACCUCGCAACAGGAACUAGCGGCAAACGCUACGGCUCCAGGUACUCGAUGCCGACUCAGAGAGCCGGAGCCGUUUCGCUUGCAGAAAACAUCAUCAUCGGUUCUCAUUUUUGAGCUGUUGCAGCGGGAAGCAAAUGAUUCGGGGACGUUGUCUCAGCUCCAACUCGAAGUAGGAGCUGUUACGCACUCGAUCUUCUCGAUUCGAGUACGUGAGCCUCCACCCAGCGACACGAUUCAGCUUGGGCUCCUGCGACGAAGGAAGCAGCACGCAUCCGUCUCAAAGUAUGAACGCUACUCACCAGUCGAAGACGUUAUGAUGUAUCGGGAACCGUGGUUGCAGUUGGAGCGACUCGCUGCGAGUACAGCAACCUCCUGUCCGUACGUGUCGUCCGCAGCAUGGCUUUCGUCGGACACGGAAACCGUUAUCGUUACUGCAAGUACAAGCCACGCCUCAACAGAACCCGUCUAUAACGUACUGCGGGUCCAACACGAACCAUGUCGGAUAGCGCUCUUCAACAACGUUGCGGACUGGUGUGCCUUGCUGCAGAAUUCCACUGCCACCACUACCCGUCCUUCACUGGUUUGGAACGCAGCGGAGCUCCUCGCUUGGAUCCCGCUGGACGCAAAUACCACAGCAGCUGGUUCCGUUGCGGCAGAUGUUGCCUUUCCUCGUGCUAUUGGGUUGUACGGCCUUCCGGAACAUGCGCUGGAUCUGCGCUUACCCACGACCUGUACGAGAGAGCCUCUUCGUCUCUACAACCUGGACGUCUUCGAAUACGAACUGAAUAGCGAGCUGGGUCUCUACGGAUCGAUACCCUUCAUCCUGGCUCUCAAUGGAUCCGCGCAUACCGUUGGAGCGCUCUGGAUGCCGGCAAGCGAAACCUACGUAGACUUGUGUCCGUUGUUAGACCAGGAGCGCGGAACCGCGAUGCCACAUGCGCACUUCAUUUCUGAACGAGGUAUCCCGGAGAUGUUCGUGUUUGCGGGCCCGUCUCCGGUGGAGGUCUCGCAACAGCUGGCCCUACUGACGGGACAUGCACCACUGCCUCCAGUGUUUGCACUGGGCUAUCACCAGUCGCGCUGGAAUUAUCGUGAUGAGGCGGACGCCCUCCAUGUGGAUGGUCAGUUUGAUGCGAAUGACAUUCCGUACGAUGUGCUGUGGCUGGAUAUCGAGCACACAGACAACAAGAAGUACUUCACCUGGGACGGAGCGAAAUUUCCUGACCCCGCUCGCCUGCAGCAAACGCUUUUCGAGAAGGCCAAACGGAAGCUGGUCACCAUCGUGGAUCCGCAUAUCAAGGCGGAACCGAAUUACUCGCUGCACGAACGAGCCCUGAAGGAGGACUGGUACGUUCGCUCUGGUGACGGCGUCUCUAUCUACGAGGGCUGGUGCUGGCCAGGAAAGAGUCACUACCCAGACUUUAUGGAUCCGCGCGUACAGACCGGCUGGAGCUCGUGUUUCGUUCCGUCGUUCUACCAUGGCAUGACAGAGCACCUCCACAUUUGGGUUGAUAUGAACGAGCCUUCAGUGUUCAAUGGACCCGAAGGCACCUUUCCGAAAAACGUCCGCCAUCGGCUGGGCGCUUUAGAACAUUCCGAUAUCCACAACAUCUACGGACACAUGGUGCACCGAGCGACCUUUGAGGGCCUUUAUCGCGGCCGGCAAGGGAACCUGAGACCCUUCGUUCUUUCCCGCAGUUUUUUCACGGGAAGCCAGCGAUUCGGGGCAGUCUGGACAGGCGACAACGCUGCCCAGUGGUCACACCUGGCAGCCUCGGUGCCGAUGCUGCUCUCGAUCAGCGUGGCGGGCAUCGCGUUUGUCGGGGCGGAUGUUGGGGGCUUUUUCGGGAACCCGCAAGCCGACCUGCUGACGCGUUGGUAUCAAGCAGCCGCCUAUCAGCCGUUUUUCCGUGGUCACGCGCACUUGGACACCAAGCGACGGGAGCCGUGGUUAUUCGGUGAACCGUAUACGAGCCUCAUUCGAGAGGCGAUUCAAGAGCGCUACGCAUUGCUACCGUACUGGUACGUGCUCUUCGCGGCCGAACGCACGCUACCUGUCAUUCGGCCGCUUUUUUACGUGUUUCCUGAUGAAUCGUCGCUGGCGGGAGUUCAGUCUAGCUGGCUCUUGGGCGACGCCUUGCUGGUUGCUCCAGUACUGGAAGCAGCCCCGUCAACGCAUCGCAUCACACUGCCGGGACCAGCUUCGCUCUGCUGGUAUCCAGUACUGCCGCGCACACGACGACUUUUCUCUGGCGAGCAUCUUGUCCAUCGGGGGCAAGAUACCCUAGUUUAUCCAAAACCAGCACUCUCAUCGAUGUAUGUGUUCCAACGCGGUGGCUCGAUCAUACCGCGCUGGGAGCGACAGCGUCGCUCAAGCAGCCUGAUGCUCGGGGAUCCGCUGACUCUGCACGUUGCCUUGGAUGCUGGAUUCCAAGCCCGUGGCAUGCUCUAUUUGGAUGACGGUCUUUCUUACGGUUACCAACGAGGCGAUUAUUGUUUCUGGCGAAUCGCAGCAAUGGGACAGCGACUUGCCAAUGGAUCGACGUCGCUGCAACUGAGGCUGACGUUGCAGGCGCUGGAUGCACUCCCGCCGCCGUCCAACUUGUCUCGCUGUGCGCACGUUCCGCUAGAGCGUUUCGUGUUCUAUUUGCAUGCUGGUGAACGCGUUGUCGUGCGGAAGCCAACGCUCAGCGUAAGCGGCGAUGUGACAACCUGGCAAGGUGUGUGCUAA
This is a messenger RNA of Cyanidioschyzon merolae strain 10D, 2913 nucleotides long. Its product is annotated as alpha glucosidase 2, alpha neutral subunit. Gene Ontology annotation, molecular function: alpha-glucosidase activity; carbohydrate binding. The transcript has a single exon. The coding region runs from base 1 to 2913 and encodes 970 amino acids. NCBI's taxonomy places the organism in Eukaryota, Rhodophyta, Bangiophyceae, Cyanidiales, Cyanidiaceae. The record is from RefSeq and is a predicted model, not a curated record. Gene Ontology annotation, biological process: N-glycan processing; carbohydrate metabolic process.